Molecule: messenger RNA, 3873 nt
Organism: Pseudonaja textilis
Lineage: Eukaryota; Metazoa; Chordata; Lepidosauria; Squamata; Elapidae
Gene: AP3B2
Product: adaptor related protein complex 3 subunit beta 2
Biological process (GO): vesicle-mediated transport; intracellular protein transport
Cellular component (GO): membrane coat; AP-3 adaptor complex
Source: RefSeq, a predicted model, not a curated record
GGAAGCCCAGCCGCCGCCGCUGUUGCCGCCUCCCCGGCCAUGCAGAAGCUGCUGCAGCAAUUGCCCGUCGGCGCAGUCCACUUGGUCAAGGCGCCGCCGGCGGGCACCAAGGAGGCCAAGAGCCCCGUGCUGGUGCCCGAUGGAGCGCCGCAGAGCUGGUACCGCACGCUGGAAGGCGACGAGCUGAGGCUGCUGAAGGGGCCCGACCUGGAGGCCGCCCCCGCCGGCCAACAGCAGCAGCAGCAGCAGCAGCAGGAGCGCAGCUUGGAGGGCAGCGUGGUGCAGCCGCUCCGACAUGACGAUCUGAAGGAGAUGCUGGACAGCAACAAGGAUUCCUUGAAGCUGGAAGCAAUGAAGAGGAUUGUGGCAAUGAUAGCUCGAGGCAAGAACGCAUCAGACCUCUUCCCAGCCGUGGUCAAAAACGUGGCUUGCAAGAACAUAGAGGUGAAGAAGCUGGUUUACGUCUACCUUGUCCGGUAUGCAGAAGAACAGCAAGAUUUGGCCUUAUUGUCAAUCUCGACUUUCCAGCGAGGACUCAAGGAUCCCAAUCAGCUGAUUCGAGCCAGCGCCCUCCGGGUCCUUUCCAGCAUCCGUGUCCCCAUCAUCGUCCCCAUCAUGAUGUUGGCCAUCAAGGAGGCAGCAUCAGACAUGUCUCCAUAUGUGCGCAAAACUGCCGCUCACGCCAUUCCUAAGCUGUACAGCCUUGAUUCAGACCAGAAAGACCAGUUAAUUGAGGUCAUUGAGAAGCUGCUGGCCGAUAAGACCACGUUGGUGGCUGGCAGCGUGGUGAUGGCGUUCGAGGAAGUCUGCCCUGAGCGCAUCGACCUCAUUCAUAAGAACUACCGCAAGUUGUGCAACCUGCUGAUUGAUGUGGAGGAGUGGGGCCAGGUGGUCAUUAUUAACAUGCUCACCCGCUACGCUCGCACCCAGUUCCUCAGCCCCAACCUGAACGAAUCCCUCCUGGAGGAGAACGCUGAGAAAACCUUCUACGGAUCUGAAGAAGAAGACGCCAAAGACGACAAGGCGAAGUCCACACCCUUGGCAAAGCGCAAGCCUUACGUGAUGGAUCCUGACCACCGCUUACUACUGCGCAACACCAAACCCCUGUUGCAAAGCCGCAAUGCUGCAGUGGUGAUGUCAGUUGCUCAACUCUACUUCCAUCUUGCCCCCAAGGCUGAAGUUGGAGUCAUCGCUAAGGCCCUGGUGCGUCUCCUGAGAAGCCACAGUGAGGUACAAUAUGUAGUGCUUCAGAACGUGGCCACCAUGUCCAUCAAGCGUAGGGGAAUGUUUGAGCCCUACCUCAAAAGCUUCUACAUCCGAUCAACUGAUCCCACCCAGAUUAAGAUCCUCAAGCUGGAAGUUUUGACCAACCUGGCUAACGAAACCAACAUUUCUACAAUUUUGCGGGAAUUUCAGACUUACAUCCGGAGCAUGGAUAAAGACUUUGUGGCAGCCACAAUCCAGGCCAUUGGCCGUUGCGCCACUAACAUUGGCCGAGUGAGAGACACGUGUCUUAACGGACUCGUUCAGUUGCUCUCCAACCGAGAUGAACUGGUCGUGGCCGAGUCGGUGGUGGUCAUUAAGAAGCUUCUACAGAUGCAGCCAUCUCAACACAGUGAGAUCAUCAAGCACAUGGCGAAGCUGACAGAUAACAUCCAGGUUCCCAUGGCCCGGGCCAGCAUCUUAUGGCUGAUUGGUGAAUACUGUGAACAUGUGCCCAAGAUUGCCCCAGAUGUUCUGCGCAAGAUGGCCAAGUCCUUCACCAGUGAGGAAGACAUUGUGAAGCUGCAGGUUAUCAACUUGGCAGCUAAACUUUAUCUGACCAACUCUAAGCAGAGCAAGCUGCUGACCCAGUAUGUGCUGAAUUUGGCCAAGUAUGACCAGAACUAUGACAUUCGGGAUCGUGCCCGUUUCAUACGCCAGCUCAUCGUGCCCACGGAGAAGAGCGGCGCCCUCAGCAAGUACGCCAAGAAGCUUUUCCUGGCACAAAAGCCUGCUCCCAUUUUGGAGUCCUCAUUCAAAGAUCGCGACCACUUCCAGCUGGGCUCCCUUUCACAUCUCCUCAAUGCAAAAGCGGUGGGCUACCAGGAGCUUCCCGAUUGGCCAAGCGAAGCCCCAGAUCCAUCUGUGCGCAACGUGGAGGUCCCCGAAUGGACCAAAUGCACCAGCCGUGAGAAGAGGAAGGAGAAGGUGGAGAAACCCUUCUAUUCAGAUUCAGAGGGAGAAUCGGGAGCGACGGAAUCGGCGGACAGUGACCCUGAGACCAUGAGUGGCUCCGAAAGCGGAAGUGAGAGUGGAUCGGGAUCCGGCAGUGAAGAAGAGGAUGAGGAAGAGAGCGAAGACCAAUCAGAAGAGGAGGAGGAGGAAGAGGAAGAGGAAGAGAAGAAGAAAAAGAAGAAGAAGGGGGAAACUCCCCGGAAAGGUCUGCUGGAGAGCGCUGGCAGUGAGGAGGAAGAGGAAGGAGGAGGAAGAGGAGGAAAGGAAAGGAGCAAGAAAAAACUAUCUCCCCAGGGAGGAAAGGAGGACUCGACCUCCUCCUCAUCCGAAGAGGACAGCUUGUCUGAAAGUAGCUCAACCGAAUCGGAGUCCGAGUCCGAACCAGAGGAGUCCAAGAAGAAAAAGCUGCUUCCCAGCAGGAAACCACCUGCUAAAGCAGCCAAGAAAGGAUCAAAGGAAAUCUCUCUGCUUGAUCUGGAUGACUUCACACCCCCAUCUUUGCAGCCGGUUACCAGCAGCCCAGUUCUCUCCACUAGCCUCGUGACCGAUCUGGAAGGACUCACCUUGACGGACACUUCUUUAACGACACCCAUGAUCAGUCCAGUCUUUGGGGCAGUGAAGAAAUACAAGCUGCUGCAUCGCAUGACCGGGGAAGGACUCUCGGUGGAAUACUAUUUCAGCCGGCAACCCUUUGCUCCUGACCCCCGCAUGGUAGCUGUGCAGAUCCAGAUCUGCAACAACAUGGCAACCGAAGUGAAGAACAUCCGUGUGACGGAGCCCAAACUUCUCUCAGGCAUGCGUCUCCAGGAAUUCAAGGAGAUUGAGUCUUUGGCUCCUGGGGAAACGGUCAGCGUGGUAAUGGGCAUAGACUUCUGUGACUCUACCCAGGUGGCCAGUUUCCAAUUGUGCACACACACCCGCCAGUUUUACCUGUCCAUCCAAUCACCCGUUGGGGAGCUUAUGGCUCCAGUGUUCAUGAGCGAAAACGAAUUCAAGAAGGAGCAAGAGCAUCUGUUAAGGACGGCCGUGGGGAAGCUAACAGGGAUGAGUGAAAUCACAGAGAAGCUAAGUCUUCCAGACACCUGCCAGAGUGACCAUGUGAUUGUGCAAAAGGUGACAGCGGCCGCCAACGUCAGCCGGGUGCCCUGCGGAUCGGACAAAGAAUACAGGUUUGCUGCUAAAACAGUGAGCGGCGAGUGUCUCAUCUUGAUCACCCUGGAGAAGAAGUCGGACAACACGGCCCAGCUGACCAUCAACAGUGAAAAGAUGUUGAUUGGUACCAUGCUGGUGAAAGACAUCAUCCACUCCUUGACCCAGGAGUGAUCCAAGUGGAACGGGGAGUCCAUCUCUCAUCUCCCAGGAAUAUCAAUUAUCUUAGCCAGCGCUUCUCUUGGCCGAGGCCUACACUCCCAAUAUUUCUGUUGUAGUCCACGUGGAAAGCAAUGCUUGGAGGAGAGUGAAGUUGUGUGUAUGUGUGUAUUUAGAACACAGGGAAGAUUCCUAUGACUCCACUGCCUUUCUUGUGUAACGCGCACCUUUCCUUCUCCAUUCUUCUGUUCUACAGCUCUAUUUAUUAUGAGCAGAGAAGGUUCAAUAAAAUGGCUUCUUGGAUUUGGCUUCUGUUUGCUGGCUGUUUUGGGUAGUAGCAAAAAAAAA